Molecule: messenger RNA, 1125 nt
Organism: Rubroshorea leprosula
Lineage: Eukaryota; Viridiplantae; Streptophyta; Magnoliopsida; Malvales; Dipterocarpaceae
Source: the annotation of a GenBank genome assembly
AGGCUAGAAUCGAGGAGGAAGGCGUACGUUUUCUCGCCCACAUUGUCCGUUGCGAAGGGGACCAUUUCGGACAAAAUGGUGGGGAAGAGAGGGAGGCGGCCAGCGGAGAAGGCUGAAGAAAAGGCUUCUAAGCUUGAAAACACUGAUCCUGCUUCUGGAGGAAUGGAAAGUCAACCUGAAUGUGUAAAUCCUUCAGCACAGACCAAGGAAUCACCAACUGAAGACAUAAAUCCACUGAAAACCCAUGCAAAGUCAAGGAAAAAGGCGAAGGUUGCUGCUUCGACCACUGUCAGGCGGUCUCAAAGAUUUCAAAGUGCAGUUAUGCCUGCUGUAAACAAGGAUAUUGAACAAGUUAUUGAUGAGGUAACGGUUAGUGACGGUGGGAAAGAAGAGGAUCCAACUAAUUAUGGGGGUGAUGUAGCCAAACCAAGCUUGGUGCAGAAAAAUUUGGAAGAUAGAGUUUACUUCAUUGAACGACAAUUGGAAACACUACAAAGGACAGUAGAUGAAUUAAAGUCUAAGCCAUCAAAGGAUUCUCACACUAGUGAAAACUCAAGGGCAGCAGAUGUCAAUUACAGAAGCCUUUACUUCGACUCUCAGAAGAAGAUUGAGGCCUUGACAGAGGAAAAUCACCAACUUGCUUUGAAGUUGGAGUUUGCACAUGGCAAAGUUGAAGUAUAUGAGACUGGAGCUUCUGUUUUCUCUGAAGUGCUGCAGAAAUUGAAGGAUGUGGUUGUGAUGUCUAACCUGACAAGUACAACUGAAUCAGCAAUGAAUGUAUCUUCUCGACCAAUACUUGAUGCUCUUACUUCAUUGGAGAACACAGGUGUUGAGACCAGAAUUGCCCCUAACAGAGAGAGACCUGGUACUAAAAAGGAAAGUAAAAGGAAGUGAUGUCUACCAAAUUGUCUAUGUAGAUUGGACCAUUUGGAUUUUACGUUUUAGGCUCUAAGUUAGUUCUAUCUGCGUUCAUGGUUAAACUUGUAAUCUUGUACGUUGAUUCUUACAUCAGUAUGCCACCUUCUCCUUACAAUUUUCCUAGCUUCGGUAUGUUCUAUCCAAACAUACCCUUAAGCUUUAGGCAGAACCCCCAAUCCACCCUUCAAAUAGAUUGCAUGGGCAAUC